Molecule: messenger RNA, 468 nt
Organism: Aspergillus mulundensis
Lineage: Eukaryota; Fungi; Ascomycota; Eurotiomycetes; Eurotiales; Aspergillaceae
Exons: 2
Coding region: 1-468 (155 amino acids)
Cellular component (GO): mitochondrion; cytosol
Molecular function (GO): deaminase activity
Source: RefSeq, a predicted model, not a curated record
AUGUCAUCCAGCAGAGUCCCCGUCCUCAGCCCCAACGCCCCUCCCCCAAGCCCUUUGAUGUCCCAAGCGCUCACCCACAACGGGACAAUCUACUGCUCUGGGAGUCUGGGGAUUGAUCCGAAGACGGGGAAGUUUGUCAGUGGCGAUGCUUCAGAUAGGACGGUACGUGAACGAUCUCGCGCGCAUCCUGUUGCCGUACGCGUACACCCAACCAACGCUAACGCCCGGCAUACAAUUCAGAUCCAAGCACUUCGGAAUCUUGAGCAGCUUCUUAUCGCUGGUGGGAGUGGCUUGGACAAGGUUUUGAAGGUGACCAUCUUUCUGUCGAGCAUGGAGCACUAUGCCAAGGUGAAUGAGGGGUAUGCGAGGGUUUUCACUCAUGAUAUCAAGCCGUGCCGCACGUGCGUUGGAGUUGCGAGUCUUCCCUUGGAUGCGGAGGUUGAGAUCGAGCUUGUGGCUAGUGUUUAG